Messenger RNA from Phytophthora nicotianae INRA-310, 450 nucleotides. RefSeq lists its product as hypothetical. Lineage: Eukaryota; Oomycota; Peronosporomycetes; Peronosporales; Peronosporaceae. The transcript is spliced from 3 exons. The coding region runs from base 1 to 450 and encodes 149 amino acids. The record is from RefSeq and is a predicted model, not a curated record.
AUGUGGAAAGUCCCUUCCGGACCAAGACUAAUUCUCUUUAUGAACACAAGCAACAUGUAUACGACAGAGCUUAAGCCAGCGUACAACGAUCCCAAUUACUUAAUACAGCCUCAUUCGACCCUACCUACUGCGGUUGCCGAUAAGGAAGAAGAUGUGAACUACAUGCUUGGAUACAGAGCUGCACUUAAGAAGAAGAGAAGGCCUUCUUCUUCUCUCGAAUCUGACGUGGUCUACGAAGAAAAGGAAGACAUUGAUUACUUGACGUACCAGCGCUCAAAUAAUGCUGAUCGCACGAAAAGUUAUAGAGCUAAUCAAAAGAAGAAAACAAAUGUGACGGAAACUGACAACGAAAAAAAGGAGAAUGGUUCUCGGUGGGAAGAACAGCGCAGCCAGUAUGCUUCCUAUAUACGUGAGUAUCGAGUUGCGCAAAAAGAGCAUUUGCAAAUGUAA